Nothobranchius furzeri (turquoise killifish) is the source of this 2520-nucleotide messenger RNA. RefSeq names its product RNA-binding protein 4.1. Gene Ontology annotation, cellular component: nucleus. The record is from RefSeq and is a predicted model, not a curated record. Lineage: Eukaryota; Metazoa; Chordata; Actinopteri; Cyprinodontiformes; Nothobranchiidae. Gene Ontology annotation, molecular function: mRNA binding; zinc ion binding.
AGUGUUGGAUGCAUGCCGUAGAGCUCCAUGCUGCCCCCUACAGUUUGGAAGAAUAUUUGCUCACAGCAGAGACAAGCCGCAUGAACCAUAAACACUGCGACCUGUGAAGUGCGUUCCAUCCGCGAGCCGCAUCACCAAGCGGAAAGUGAAUGUGUCAAGCAUAAACCAAGCUUAAUAACUACAGCCACAACAGCUUCACGAUGGUGAAAAUAUUCAUCGGGAACUUGUCGGCAGAGACGACCUCAGAUGAGCUUCGCUCUCUCUUCUCACAGUACGGCAAGAUUUCAGAAUGUUCUAUUGUGAAAAAUUUUGGCUUUGUGCACAUGGAUAGCAAGUCGGAGGCAGAAGAAGCUAUACGCAACCUCCACCAGUACGAGUUGAAUGGGCAGCCCCUCAAUGUAGAGUUGAGUCGCGGCAAGUCAAGAGGGUCCACCAAACUCCAUGUUGGCAACAUCGCAUGCACCAAUCAGGAGCUGAGGGCCAAGUUUGAAGAGUUUGGCGCCGUUCUGGAGUGCGACAUUGUAAAAAACUAUGCCUUUGUUCACAUGGAGCGGAUGGAGGAUGCCAUGGAGGCCAUCAGUAAGAUGGAUAACACAGCAUUUAAAGGAAAACUGAUGAGCGUGAAGCUUUCGACUAGCCGCCUGCGUACUGCGCCGGGAAUGGGAGACAGAUCAGGUUGUUAUCGUUGCGGGCAGGAAGGCCACUGGUCCAAAGAAUGUCCAUUAGACCAAAAUGGCUACCACAAAAAUGGUUCAGAGCCAAACUCUGAUGGAUACGAUCCCUCGAGAUUUGGCGAGCGCGGUCGCAGCCGGGGUUUUCCAGACUUCAGUGGCGCUCCGGAAUAUGACGGCAGCUACGGUCAUGGUUUUCCCCGGGUUUCUGGUCACAGCAACGGCAUGGCGGGUUACAGAGGAGAUGCAGGCUAUGAAAGUGCAAUGAGAUACGGCCCCCCCCCAGGUUAUAACAUGAAUGCUGUUGCUGAUCAUAGCAUGGCUCGGAUGUACGGCAGCGAGGCGGCAUACAGGAGCAACGGCUCGAUCUAUGGCGCGGUACCAGCCUACCCGAUGCGGCGGUCGCCUUAUGAGGAACGGGAUUCGUACGGGGUCGUGGACUACUACGAGAAGUACAGGCCAAAUGCAUAUGGAGGCAGUUAUUUCGAGCAACGCCAUGGUGCUGCUUUGCCUGCUCCAGCAACAGCCCCCACCACAGCUAUGAGGGAACGGCUACCUCCCUCUAGUGCCAACACAUACCAGUGUCCUCCCGUUCCUCCUCCACCAGCCCCAGUUACCUCAUACUAUUCUCGUGACCGAAGUCCGAUCCGGAGAGUCGCCGGCGAAGCGGGUGGAUAUAAAUAUGAACAUUCGCGCCUUUCUCCUGGGACCGGGAACCCAAGAAGUGCUACCUAUGACCAUUCGUGGGAUUCCGGCGCUGAACGGGCACGGUUAACCUACUAAACCUUCUUUGUUCUAGCUAAGUAAGCGUUGACAUACCUUCAGCAGGUAGGAUGGUCAAAGUGCCACUGGAUACUGAAACUAUCUAUCUACGGUGUGUCUCCUUGAUGUUUUCUAAACCCAGAAGUGUUUGUGUAUGAUAAAUGUGUAGCUGGACAGCAGCGGUGAACGCUUUCUCUUACACAAGUACGCCUCAGUGUAACGAGCUGUGUGCUGUUUCAUGUUACGAUGCAUUCUGGGUUCUGUGCAGUAGUGGCUAGCUUCAUGUCUUGUUAUUUUGUAUAGUUCUGAAAAGACCAGCCUGUGCUCCAGUCCUAACAAGUGGUUCAGCUACAUAACGGUUUCCUUCACCGUGUAAUUGGAACCGAUUUCUGCUCUUUUGGUUUGAGAAAGCUGUUUACAAUCAGCUUUAAUUAAUUUGGUGCAUGUGUAAAGGUGAGUCUACACUUAUCCUAGUUUAGCUGGGCAGUUUCAGGUGUGUGCGCUGUAGUGUUCUUGUGUUAGUGCCGUUCACAUCGUUACUGCCCGCAUAUAAAAGCGCCGUGCUUCUGUACCUCCGUAAUGGGUCUGUGCAGGCGUUUAAUGGUUAGUUUUUAUUUAGGGUGUAUACAACUACACGUUUUAUUGUCUCCAUAAGGUGGGACUUUUAGCAUCACUUUUCCUUUGUUGUAGUGAGGAGUUUCAGAUCUUGUAAUACAACCGAGUCUCACAACAAAGACAAGCUCAUAAGCACAGAAACGUUUGGCCACCGCCCAGGUCAGGAAGGUCACACAACUCCGUUGUAUUUUAUUUGAUUUCUCUGGAGUUUCGUUGCUUUUUCAUCCAUUAGGAGCAACCUGGUGUCUAUUAAAAAUACAUUUUAGAUGUUAAAGCAAAUAAUUAGUUAAAUACAUGGCUUUGUCCUGGCUGGAUGAGUACUAGAGAGGAAACAUUUUGUGUUCAUAUACUCUUAGCUUUGAUGUCUUAGUUUAUGUUUUAGUGAGACUGUGUUGUGUUGUCAAAAUGAACUGAACUCAGUUUCUGAUUCUGUUUAGUUUUUUCAUGAUAUAAAUAAAGUCUGAAACUAGAA